AUGGCCGCCCAGGAGAAAGCCCCUGACGAGAGGAUUUCCCAGUUUGAUUAUGCUUUGCUCCCGGAGCUGUCUGGUCUUCUAGGCAUAGAUGUGCAUCAAUAUGUAAAGGAAAUAGAAGAAGAGCAGCAGAAAGAACGAGAAAAAAUGCAAAAAGGCUUUAAUUCCCAAAUGCGUAGUGAAGCAAAAAGGUUAAAGACUUUUGUGACCUAUGAGGCCUACAGUGCAUGGACACCCCAGGAGAUGGCAGUGGCUGGGUUUUAUUUCACUGGCAUAAAAUCUGGGGUUCAGUGCUUCUGCUGUAGCUUAAUCCUCUUUGGUACCAGCCUCCAGAGACUCCCCAUGGAAGACCAUAAGAAGUUCCAUCCGGAUUGUGAGUUUCUUUUGGGCAAAGAUGUUGGUAACAUUGCCAAGUAUGAUAUAAGAGUAAAGAAUCCAGAGAACAAGUUGAGGAGGGACGACAAAGCAAGAUACCAAGAAGAGAAGGCCAGACUCAAAUCCUACAAGAAAUGGCCAUUUUAUGCCCAAGGGACAGCCCCAAGGGAGCUCUCAGCUGCUGGCUUUGUCUUUACAGGUAAACGUGACACUGUACAGUGCUUUUCCUGUGGUGGCUGUUUAGGAAAUUGGGAAGAUGAUGAUGACCCCUGGAAGGAACAUGCCAAGUGGUUCCCCAAAUGUGAAUUUCUUCAAAGUAAGAAAUCCUCAGAGGAAAUUACCCGGUAUAUUCAAAGCUACAAGGGAUUUGUUGGCGUCACGGGAGAACAUUUUGUGAAUUCCUGGGUCAAGAGAGAUUUACCUAUGGCUUCAGUGUGUUGCAAUGGCAGCAUCUUUGGUAAUGAAGAACUCCGACUGAACUCUUUCAAGAACUGGCCCCAGGCAUCCCCUGUGGGAGCUGCAGCUCUGGCCAAAGCAGGUUUUUUCUACAUAGGUAAAAGCGACAUCGUCCAGUGUUUUUCCUGUGGAGGAUAUUUGUAUAAGUUUGAGGAAGGUGAUGACCCAUUAGAAGGACACACCAAAUAUUUUCCCAAUUGUCAGUUUCUCCACAGUAUGAAGUGCUCUGCAGAAGUGAUUCCAGACCUUCAGAGCCAUGGUGAACUUUCUGACUUAACGGAAACUACAAGUGAAAGCAAUCUUGAAGAGUCAGCAGUGAGUUCUGCAGUGCCAGAGUUGGCCCAUGGUGAAGCCCAGUGGCUUCAGGAGGCAAAGAGUCUGAGUGAGCACCUGAGAAAAGCCUACACCAGUGCUCCUUUCUGCCACAUGUCUUUGCUUGAGGUCUCUUCCUGUCUAGCCACCGAUCAGCUGCUGAAUUGUGAUCUGUCCCUUGCUUCAAAACACAUCACCAAUACUGUGCAGGAGCCUGUGGUAUUGCCUGAGGUCUUUGCUAACUUGAACUCCGUCAUGUGCGUGGAGGGUGAAGCUGGUAGUGGAAAGACGGUCCUCCUGAAGAAAGUAGCUCUUCUAUGGGCAUCAGGAUGCUGUCCCUUGUUACACAGGUUCCAGUUGGUUUUCUACGUCUCCCUUGGCUCUACCAGACUGGACCAGGGGCUGGCCAAUGUCAUUUGUGACCAACUCCUAGAGACAGAAGGAUCUGUUACUGAAAUGGGCCUGCGGAACAUCAUCCAGCAGUUAAAGAACCAGGUGUUAUUCCUUUUGGAUGACUACCAAGAGAUGUGCUCAAUCCCCCAAAUCAUAGAGAGGAUGAUUCAAAAAAACCAUUUGUCAAGGACCUGCUUAUUGAUUGCUGUCCAUACAAACAGGGCUAAGGACAUCCGCCGACACCUAGAUACAAUUCUAGAGAUCAAAGCGUUUCCCUUCUAUAAUACCAUCUAUAUAUUACGGAAGCUCUUUCCAGAUGAUUUGACCCGUCUGCGAAAGUUUAUGAUUGACUUUAGAAUGAAUGAAACAUUGCUGGGAAUUCAGAAAACUCCCUUCUUCAUAGCAGCAGUCUGUGCUAAUUGGCUUCGGUAUCCUUUUUGUCAGUCCUUUGAUGAUGUGGCUGUUUUCAAGUCCUAUAUAGAAUGCCUUUUCUUAAAGCACAAAACUGCAGCUGACCUUCUCAAAGCAACUUUGUCCUCCUGUGGUGAGCUGGCCUUGAAAGGGUUUUUUUCAUCUUGCUUUGAGUUUAGUGAUGAUGAUCUCAUAGAAGUAGGGAUUGGUGAAGAUGACGAUCUAGCCAUGUACCUGAUGAGCAAAUUCACAGCCCAGAGAUUGAGGCCAGUCUAUCAGUUUUUGAACGCUUCAUUACAAGAAUUUCUUGCUGGGAUGAGGCUGACUGAACUCCUGGAUUCAGAUAGGCAAGAGGAUCAAGAUUCGGGACUUCAUUAUUUGAAACAAAUUAACUCAGCCAUGAUGGCUAUAGGUCCCUAUGAAAAAUUUUUGAACUAUGUCUCUUGCCACUCUUCAACAAAGGCAGGGCCAACGAUUGUAUCCCAAUUGCUUCUUUUGGUGGAUAAUCAAGAGGCACUGGAGAAUAUAUCUGAAAAUGAUGACUACCUGAAGCAUCAUCCAGAGAUUUCAGAGAAGAUGCAGUGUCUCAGGGUGUUGUGGCAAUACUGUCCAGAAGAUUACCUUUCACGGGUUUCAAAACAUUUACUGGCUCUGGCUGUAAAAAUUGCUUAUGGAAGCAACACUGUUGCUGCCUGUUCUCCAUUUAUUUUGCAGUUCCUUCAAGGGAGAACCCUGUCUUUGAGUGUACUUAAGUUACAGUAUUUUUUUGACCACCCAGAAAGCCUGUUAUUGUUGGGGAGAGUCCAGGUCUCCAUAACAGGAAAUAGGUUACCCAAAUCAGAUUUUUCAUUACUGGAAAAAACUUUCGACAAAUCCCAGGCACCAACUAUAGAUCAGGACUAUGCUUCUGCCUUUGAACUUGAGAGUGAAUGGAAGCAGAAUUUAGUUGAAAAACAGGAAACCGUGAACAGUUUUCUGAACAUGCAACUCAAGGCACCAGCAGAUAUCAGCACUGGCUAUUGGAACCUUUCUCCAAAGCAGUACAAGAUUCCCCUUCUGGAAGUUCAUGUGACUGGUACUGAUGCUGUGGAUCAGGAGAUGCUAAGGUUUCUAACGAAAGUUUUCUCAGCUUCACAGCACAUUGAACUCCACUUGACCAGGAGCAGGUGUUUUAUUGAAAGCAUCCGCCCAGCUCUUGAGCAGUAUAAGGCCUCGUUCACCAGGUGCUCCAUAAGCCAAUCUGAGCUGAGUGCAGUAGAACAGGAAUUGCUUCUCACUCUGCCUUCCCUAGAAUCUCUUGAAGUCUCAGAGACAACCCAUCUACAAGAUCAACUCUUUCUUAGUUUGGACAAGUUCUUGUGCUUGAAAGAACUGUCUGUGAAUCUGGGUGAUAAACGAGAUGUUUUUUCAGUCAUUCCUGAAGAAUUCCUAAAUCUCCACCAUAUGGAGAAAUUAUUGAUCCGAAUUUUAGCUGAAUACGGUCCUUCCAAACUAGUCAAAUUAAUUCAGAAUUCUCCAGACCUUCGUGUUUUCCAUCUGCAAUGUAAUUUCUUUUCGGAUCUUGAGUCUCUCAUGACUGUACUUGCUUCCUGCAAGAAACUUGAAGAAAUUAAGCUUACUGGACCAUUUUUUAAAGCCGCCCCAUUUGUCAUUGUUUUACCAAAUUUUAUUUCUCUGAAGAUAUUAAAUCUUGAGCACCAAUAUAUUCCUGAUAAGGAAACAGCUGAAAAAUUUGCUUACACCUUAGGUUCUCUAAAUAACCUGGAAGAAUUGAUCCUUCCUACUGGGGAUGGGAUUCAUCAAGUGGCCAAACUGAUCAUCCAGCAAUGUCAGCAUCUUCACUGUCUCCGCAUUCUCUCAUUUUUCCAGACUUUGGAUGAUGACAGCGUGGUGGGAAUUGCCAAGGUAGCAAUCAAUGGAGGUUUCCAGAAACUCGAGAAUCUUAAUCUUUCAAUCAACCACAAGAUUACAGAGGAAGGAUACAGAAACUUCUUUCAAACACUGGACAACAUGCCCAACUUGCAAGAGUUAACAAUUUCCAGGCAUUUCAAAGAAUGUAUCAAAGCUCAGGCCACAACAGUCAAGUCUUUGAGUCAAUGUGUGUUACGACUGCCAAGACUCACUAGACUUAACAUGUUAAGUUGGCUCCUGGAUGCAGAAGACAUCACACUGCUUACUGCCAUGAUAGAAAGGCAUCCUCUAUCUAAACACUUCACCCUUCACUGGAAAUGGGUACUGCCAUUCUCUCCAAUCAUUCAGAAAUAG
Messenger RNA from Lipotes vexillifer (Yangtze River dolphin), 4209 nucleotides. RefSeq names its product NLR family apoptosis inhibitory protein (gene NAIP). The record is from RefSeq and is a predicted model, not a curated record. Gene Ontology annotation, cellular component: IPAF inflammasome complex. Lineage: Eukaryota; Metazoa; Chordata; Mammalia; Artiodactyla; Lipotidae. Gene Ontology annotation, molecular function: ATP binding; cysteine-type endopeptidase inhibitor activity involved in apoptotic process; ATP hydrolysis activity. The transcript is spliced from 14 exons. Bases 1 to 4209 code for a protein of 1402 amino acids. Gene Ontology annotation, biological process: negative regulation of apoptotic process; detection of bacterium; pyroptotic inflammatory response.